Thelazia callipaeda (thelaziosis nematode) is the source of this 2097-nucleotide messenger RNA. The record is from the annotation of a GenBank genome assembly. Lineage: Eukaryota; Metazoa; Nematoda; Chromadorea; Rhabditida; Thelaziidae.
AUGAUUGCAAGGGAAGGUGAAGGCUGUUAUGGUGCCAUGCUGAACUCGUUCACUACAUCGAUGAAAGCUGAUCUGGACAGUCCUGUCACAUCCAAUUUUGGAAAUCGUGUAAUGGAAUAUCGAGCUGAUGCGCAGCGAAUAGUUGAAGAAACUGAAAGUCAUAUAGUCGAUAUGGAGAGAUUGCGUAAAAUCGGAAAAGAUGUCGAAGAAGCAUUAUCUAGUUUAUCCAAACAUUUUGUGGCAUUUGGACAAGCAGCUAAAGAAAUUGCCACGAAAUGGACUUCAAAAUCAGAGUCUCAAUAUGAUUCAGAUGUAGCAGUCGUUCUUAUGAAGAUGGAGUGUUAUAUUAAGGAUGAAGUUGAUUUGACGAAUAUGCAAAUGCACAACUGGCAAGGUAAUAUUGUCAGUCCAUUGCAAACAUUAGUGGAAAAUGGACGUGAAAUCCGCAAUCGUGGUGUGGAGCGUUCAUGCCGAGAUUAUGAAAAUAAGUAUGUAAAAGCCGAAGCUGAUGCCAGAAAACAUGCCAAACAUGCUGGUUAUACUAGAGGCCAACUAGGUCAUGGUGAACUAGCAGAGCAGUUGGCUAGAGAAAGACUUAUGGUUCAAUAUGAGUUGUGCAAAUUUUUGAUGUCUGUCGAUGCAGUAGAAGAUCGACGUGGUCCCCAAUUACUUCGACACUUUAUGGAACUUGUUCGUAAUCAGAAUUCGAUUGGUAUUUCUAGGUACUAUGUUAACCGGAUUAAGGUGAAUGAAGAUUUUCGGCAUGACAUGUCAAAAUUAGAAGAACGAAUGAUGGCACGGAAUGCAAAUCGGUGUGCUCAAAGAAAUUUACUUUGGGAUCUGAAAAGCCAGCUGGAAGGAAAUGAAGAGUUCUCACGUUCUAUAUCAGGACGUCGUUCAUGCGGACGGGACUCAGUAAAUCGUGGCAGCCGUUUAUCGGGUAUCAAUUUAAUUAGCGCCAGCAAUGCACUGUCAACUGAAAAUGACUCACUUAGCGAAUUGGCAACAAGUACAGCAUUCUUUCCUGAUCUUGAUUUCACUCAAUCUGGUUAUUUGUAUAAGAAAAGUACGAAGAAAUUGCACAAACAAUGGCAAAAACGUCGCUGUCGAAUAGAAGAUGGCCAUUUUUGGCUUUCGCAUUCCGAUGAAACCAUACCACCGACAAAAUUAAAUCUGCUUGUUUCGGAUUGUAAGCCUUCGGUGGAUGAUUCAAAAGCAUUUGAUUUGUAUUGCCGAGAAAGAACAUAUCAUUUGCAGGCUGAUUCAGAAACAGAUGCUAAACGAUGGAUUUUGGCACUGAAGCGUGAAAUAACGAGAGUGAAAGCUAAAAUGCUAUCUGCUGAAACACCUCAGGGAAAUGAAGGCAAUGGUAGUGGACUUUCAGAAAUGUAUGAAAGAAAGUUGCGUGUUGCAAAAGUUCAGCAACUUCCGGGUAACAACGUGUGUGCAGAUUGUUCAUCAAAAGAAGAUGUGCAGUGGUUAUCCAAUCUUGGUGCAUUAGUAUGUAUUGCUUGUAGUGGUGUGCAUCGGGAAUUAGGCGUUCAUGUUAGCAGAAUACAAUCUCUAAAUCUAGAUGUUAUCUCACCGAUUGAAUUCCUUGUACCUCUUUCCUCAGGUAAUCAUAUGAUCAAUCGGUUGUUUGAAUAUGAUAUUACGAAAUUUGAUCGUCAGCGCUUCAUUCAAAUGAAAUAUCGUGACCAUGCUUUUGUACAGAAACUAGAUGAUCCCGAUACAUCCCUUACGGAAGCAUUCGGUGAUCGUGAUUUUGAAAAUGCGUAUAAGGCUCUUCUUAGUCCAGAAUUGACAAAAAAGCCAUUUUUAUUAAAUGGGCCGUUUCAUCAAAUGAUUCUUCGUGGUGCUUCGUUUUCAUUGCCUCUUGCCGAUUUAGUGAUGCAGUUAAGAAUUGAGGUCCCUGAUAUGGAAGCGAUAAUGAUGGAUAGCAUUCGAUUAGGUCAUGCCGAUAUGGUGGCAGUUUUAUUGCGAUAUCGAUCUCUUAGUUCAGCUGUUCAUGGCAUACAUUUACAUUCUCUUAUUGCUUACGCUAAGAAAGUUGAUCAAAAAAAAAUAGUUGAAAUGGUAUACUUUGCAACUUAUUAA